Molecule: messenger RNA, 3074 nt
Organism: Pogonomyrmex barbatus (red harvester ant)
Lineage: Eukaryota; Metazoa; Arthropoda; Insecta; Hymenoptera; Formicidae
Product: putative lipid scramblase CLPTM1
Cellular component (GO): membrane; endomembrane system
Source: RefSeq, a predicted model, not a curated record
AUAUUCUGUGGUAGGGCGCUCACGAGACCACGGGACUUGACAGAAAAAAAAUGGUGGUUACAGAGGACGAUCGUCGUGACAACGCGGAAAUAGAUGUCACAGAAAAUAUGGAUAGUAAUCAGCCCAACGGUGAAUUGGUUCCAAGAACUGAGCAAAAUAACGACGAAACAGAUGCAAAUGUGGAGAAUAAUGAACAGAGACGGAAGGCACAACAGUCGCGUCUGGAGUCGUUCUUUGCCAUAACGAAAUCGUUAAUUAUACGAGCCCUUAUAAUUUAUUUUAUUAGUAGCCUUUUUAGACGCUCUGAUAAUAAUCCUAAGUCUCCCAACGCCGUCGGCGACACGCGCUUACAAGCUGUAAAUUAUUUUUCGAAUGGAACACUAUUCGAUCUCAGUGUCUAUCUGUCGGAAUCUGAGAACUUUAAAAGGUUUGAUGAUCCACGAUCUUUAAUUUGGUUUGAAGAAAGAUUAGUUUAUGGAGAUUGGUAUGGUGGUCCGAACCGAGAUGGAUCUAGAAUACUUGAGCACACAUUUAUCCCAUCUGAGCAAUUGAAACAAAAUGGCUCGAUCUAUCUUCAUGUAUACAUAACGAAAAGUGGCAAAUCGCCGAAUCCCAAAGCAGGCAAAGAUAUUUAUGCUGGUGACUAUAUGUCUUAUUCGAGAAAAAUGUUAAAUAAGUUUAAAAAAAUUAGAUACCAAAAGCGACACAAUUUGUUAACUGGUGAGAGCACAGCUAGUAAAGAAGAGAUAGCGAAAGCUGAAUUGAUGGAUCAGGAAUAUGUAUCCCACUGGCACCCAAAUUUGACUGUUAAUUUGGUGUUUGAUGAAACUAACUGGGUAUAUGGUCAGGUACCACAACCUCUAGAUGAAUAUAUACAUUUCUUACCUGGUGGAAAUUCUUAUAAACCAAUACUAUAUAUGAAUGAUUUUUGGAAUAUGCAGCGGGACUAUCAACCAUUAAAUAAUACAGUAGAACAAUUGGAUCUUAGAUUAACUUAUCAACCACUUUCAUUGUUCAAAUGGCAAAUUUAUGCAGCUCAAUCUGUCAGAAACAAAUGGACAUCAUCAUUUAUGGGAGAAGUUUCCGAUGAGGAUGAUAAUGAUCAAGAUACCCUGAAAGAAACUUUACUCGAAACAAAUCCAUAUCUACUAGGAUUAACUAUAAUCGUAUCAAUCUUACAUAGCGUGUUUGAAUUUUUAGCAUUUAAGAAUGACAUUCAAUUCUGGAAUAACCGAAAAUCCCUGGAGGGUCUAUCGGUUCGCUCUGUAUUUUUCAACGUAUUCCAGUCUCUCGUUGUUCUUCUUUAUGUUCUGGAUAACGAGACAAACACUGUCGUGCGCAUCAGCUGCGCAAUAGGCUUAUGCAUUGAGGUAUGGAAGAUUAACAAAGUUAUGGACAUUAAUGUCAAUAAAGAAGUGAGAAUAUUAGGAAUUUUUCCGAAGAUAUCUUUCCAAGAUAAAGGCUCGUACGUAGAGUCUUCUACGAAAGAGUAUGACAGACUCGCUUUUAAAUAUCUCUCAUGGGCUUUGUAUCCUCUAUUGGGAGGAUAUGCAAUUUAUUCCUUAAUGUAUCUAGAACAUAAGGGAUGGUACUCUUGGAUUCUCAGUAUGUUAUAUGGAUUUUUAUUGACCUUUGGGUUCAUUAUGAUGACGCCGCAGCUAUUCAUUAAUUACAAAUUGAAGAGCGUUGCGCAUCUUCCAUGGCGUAUGCUGUCGUACAAAUUUCUAAACACAUUCAUCGACGACAUCUUUGCAUUUGUGAUAAAAAUGCCGACUCUGUACAGGAUCGGCUGCUUCCGCGACGAUAUUGUUUUCUUCAUAUUUUUGUACCAAAGAUGGAUAUACAAGACCGAUCACACUCGAGUGAAUGAGUUUGGUUUCUCUGGGGAAAUGGAGGCGCAAAUGGUGGAAAGUAAGAAACAGGUGACUGUUAAGGAUCACCCUAAGGAUGGAUUAGUGAAAAAGAAUGAAUAAUACUUGAUGUAUAUAGAUGUAGCAUCAAGUAUGUUAUAUCCUAUGUUGUUCUAAAUUAAUAAAAUGUCCGAUACCAAAGGAAUAUAAUUACACACAUCGACAUUUAUUUAUACAAAUUUUCGCAUAAUCACGUGUGUGUACAUCUAUAUUCUAUUUCCAAAUCCAACAAACACGAGCAUACUAGCAAUGCAUGAAGGAAAAAGCGACGUGAGAUAGACAAUUCUUUUAGCCAGAUAUAAAUUAUAUGCGCGAAAAUGCGAAGAGAUUGAAAUUAUAAAACACGUACGUAAGGAACAAAUAUAGUUUUCGUGGUACAUCUCGUGAUCUAAGAACGAAUUAUAAAUGUAGGUAGUAUGCUCAACAGUGUUAUCGUUCGUAUAAAUGUUCAACUGAUAUUUGCAAUGUGCCACGAAAAUUUGAGCAACACCGUUCUGUUAAUUUUCGAUGUUUAGCCAAAUACAAAAAAGAAAAGAAAAUUCAAUGAGCAUCAACGACUUCAAUGUUAAUAUUCACAUUAUCAUGCGAGAGAUGUUGCUACGAAAUAAAAUUGAUUUAAUUAUCAUACAUUAUGCGUUUACCCUUUCUUUUAAGAUAAACUUGAAUCCCCAUUUGUAUUACGAUAUUUUUACCAAGUUUACACGCAAGAGAUUGCGCCAAUAUAUUUUUCUUUUUAUCAAUUCAUAUCAGAAUUCCGUAUAAGGAAGAUUGUGCUUAGAGAAAUGCCGACAUUAGUAUUACAAAUGCAUUUAACAUAUUUUAUAUUUUGUUAGAAUAAUCAUAUAGUUCUAUGUGCUAUCGACUUAUAUUAUUAUUUUGGACAAUAUAUAUAUUAUUACAUAUCCAUAACCGCAAUGAGUAGGUACUCGUUUCUGAAUGAGAUUAGUUUGUAGCAUAAUUUCUGAGUAUUACCGCAUAUAGAUGUGUAAUGUGUGAGUUUUAACGCGGCUCUUUGAGCUAAAUUAUUACGUGCUAUCGCGGAUGUGUAUUAUUGUGGAACACGAAACGUUCGAAAAGACAGCGGGUCCACAUAAUAUUAACAUGACGCUGAAUCUAUUUAAACUGUAAAAAUUAUCGUUUGUAAUAAAUAUAGGUAAUCCUCCU